UAGAACGAGUCAUUCAAGCUUGUUUAGAGAAACCUCACAGAUUGACAUCUGCACUAAGGGACUGUCUACAAAUAGGGCCAUUCGCAUAGUYGGUACCCACACAUGAAUCAGCACUGCGCGAGACCUCACUUCGAUAAUACCGACUACAARUCUGCGUUCAUGGAUCUCUCCAGCACGCCAGUGUCUCAUGGAUACACCRCAUAUAACACGGUGGCACCAAACUUUUAUCCCAUGGGUUACUAUCAACACCAAAGAACUCCUGAAUAUGGUUUACACUGCAAUACAAGGAAUAGCUUCAUGCCAAUGCUUAACCAYCACCCUCUAUCACAUCAUCCGUAUUUGACACCGACACCUCUGCAAAACUAUCCAGGAAACCAUGAUCUCAUACACGAAGAUAAAAGUCAAUGUGACGAGCCAAGACUGAACGGCAAAGGCAAGAAGGUACGGAAACCACGUACCAUUUAUUCCAGCUUUCAACUCCGUGAGUUGAACAAGAGAUUUCAAAAAACUCAGUAUCUUGCUCUACCAGAACGAGCAGAUCUAGCCGCGUACCUUGGUCUCACACAAACACAAGUCAAAAUUUGGUUUCAAAACCGAAGAUCAAAGUACAAGAAGAAUCUGAAAGCUGUAAACGAAGGGACGUGCAGUACCGUGAAGGAAGAAAACAACGUUAGCGAUACACAGCCGUCUGGAUCCCCCGAAAGAUGGCAACAGUCCGCAAGCACAUCGUCGGCGAAAGAUUCCGGUCUCGUAACGAUGGUCAAUUCAAAAGCACUCAUGCAGCAGCAGCAGCGUCAACAGCCAUUAGAUCACUGGAAUAUCCCUUCUUCGACUAUAAAAACCUUUGUGACRGACACUAUAUCAUCCAUGAUGACAUAAACUGAUGAACAAUCUGUACAUAGACGCGUAAUGUUGUAUGCUUGUACCUACAUAUAUAUAGAUAUAUUUAAAUGUGAAUUAGAAUUGAUCAAUUUCAAUAUGAUGCAGGGUCAGAUAUCUAAAAGAAGUUGAACCUAACUUUAUUGACUUGCUAUCUUAAAUAACGUCAUUUAAGAGAAUGGUAGAGGACAGCUUUUCGCAUAUCUCAGUCUUCCGCGUAUCUUCUGCGCGCACUUGCUAUAUAUCAUAAGACAGUUACAAUUGCCAGUGAGCGCUACUAAAAAAUCUCUCAAAAGCUUUUAGUUCUUACUACUGGACUCGGUUUUUCAGGACUACACUUUAAGUCACAUUUGAUUGACGCUUAUCGAAAUAGCUAAAACGUCAAGUUACUCGCUUGUUGUACUUGAAAAAUCAUUUUCUCUUGCUUCAGUAAGAAAUGUAAUGCAUGGCAGCCUGAACACAUCUCAAAUUGUAAAGAGAAAUACUUAUUAAGGUUGCACACUAUUAAUGAGUAUUGAAAAUCCACAGUAUAUUAUAGCAAUGUAAAAUAUUCUCGUUCAAUAAAGUUAAUAUGAGCCUUA
Messenger RNA from Exaiptasia diaphana, 1460 nucleotides. Its product is annotated as homeobox protein Dlx4a. Bases 103 to 879 code for a protein of 258 amino acids. Gene Ontology annotation, biological process: regulation of transcription by RNA polymerase II; cell differentiation; embryo development. Gene Ontology annotation, molecular function: RNA polymerase II cis-regulatory region sequence-specific DNA binding; DNA-binding transcription factor activity, RNA polymerase II-specific. The transcript has 2 exons. Lineage: Eukaryota; Metazoa; Cnidaria; Anthozoa; Actiniaria; Aiptasiidae. The record is from RefSeq and is a predicted model, not a curated record.